Notodromas monacha is the source of this 378-nucleotide messenger RNA. The record is from the annotation of a GenBank genome assembly. Lineage: Eukaryota; Metazoa; Arthropoda; Ostracoda; Podocopida; Cyprididae.
UAUCGUGUCGGCAAAAUCUUCCAGGACCAUGUCGCAAUCCUCUACGGCACUGAAUAUAUUACCGGAAAUAUUGCUGAUGUCAUUUAUUUGGCAGCGGGUGGAUCCGUGGACUGGGUGAAAGCAACCGCUCAAGUCAAGUACUCACACGCACUGGAACUCAGGGACACUGGCGACUACGGCUUCCUUUUGCCGCCCAGCCAAAUCAUUCCCAGUGGGGAGGAAACCCUCUUGGGAUUAUUGGCACAAUUGUCCGCUAUCCGAAGCGCCACCAUCAAGUCCAGCCCUAAAUAAUGAAGAGAUAUAUAUUCACCUUUUCUGACUUCGUUUCUUGUUACUGCGCUCAUCGUGCAAAAAAAUAUAUGAAUAUAUUUCACACCA